Molecule: messenger RNA, 2274 nt
Organism: Cyprinodon tularosa
Lineage: Eukaryota; Metazoa; Chordata; Actinopteri; Cyprinodontiformes; Cyprinodontidae
Product: G2/M phase-specific E3 ubiquitin-protein ligase-like
Exons: 10
Coding region: 191-1384 (397 amino acids)
Cellular component (GO): nucleus
Molecular function (GO): ubiquitin-protein transferase activity
Source: RefSeq, a predicted model, not a curated record
UCAAGCUGACACUGUGGUUUUUGAACCACAAGACCACAGUUCCCCUGAUUACAAAUAUGUUGAGAAAGAAGAUGUGCCACAACGUUUAUCCACAGUACAACCUGGACAGAUUGUGAUAUCUGAUACAGAGGAUCUCGAUCCACUUGAAAAAAACAAUCAAGUCACAACUCCUUAUAGCAAAUACUCUGAAAUGUGUGCACCCUGUAUUGAGGAGGAUGAUGAGGAACUGGUUGAAGUUGCUUCAACAAAUGUACAGCACACAGCAAAGGAAGAUUUAAACAUUACUCUACCUGACAUCAUUGCAAACCUGUCCCACACUAUUGAUCAUGGAAGAGUCAGCAGAUUCAACAUCUCAAGGGCAAAUGUUUGGGAUGGAGCAAUUAGAGGUUUCAGGCGUUCAUCAUACUCUGAAACCUGUGACAUGCUAGUAAAAUUUACUGAUGAUGCUGGAGUUUUUGAAGAAGGACUUGACACAGGUGGCCCAAAGCGGGAAUUUUUGAGCCUGCUUAUGAAACAUCUGAAAGAUCGUCCCAUCUUUGAUGGACCAGAAGGACAUCGGUUCUUGGUGUACAAUGCAAAUGCUGUUAGGGAGGAUGAAUACUUCUUGGCAGGAAAGAUGAUUGCAGUGUCAGUUGUGCACGGAGGUCCAGGACCCCAUUUCCUGUCAGAAGAUCUGGUACAUUAUCUCGCAGGACAGGCUUCAUUCAAAGCAACAGUUGCUUCAGUAACUGAUGAGGGUAUAGGGAAAGCUUUACAAGAGAUUGAGAAUGCUGCUUCAGUGGAUGUCCUGCGUGAAUGUGUCAUUCGACACAGCACUAUGCUGCAGACAGCAGGUUGUCUGCGACAUGUUUCCUCUGUUGAGGAAAAGAAAGACAUUGUGUCCGACUAUCUCCGAUGGUACAUUAUUGACCGCAACUCAUCUGCACUUGACAGAUUUAAAGAUGGUCUUUCAGCACUGCACUUUUUGGAUGUGCUUCAGCAACAUCCCACCAUGCUGUCCCCAGUCCUGUGCCACAUUGAAAAGAAGCUCACAGCUCUUGAGCUAGAGCAACUUUUCAAACCUAACUUCAGUCCAGUCGGGAGUAACAGGAGACUUCUAGAGAGUCAAACUAUGGGCUACUGGGCAGAUUAUCUCCUUGACUGUGAAGAAGGCCAGGCUGCUGUGUCUGUGGAGGAUGUUUUGAUGUUUGCAACUGGGCUGACAUCACUUCCCCCUUCUGGAUUGGACCCACUGCCAAAACUACACUUCCUGGAUGACUCUCGAUUCCCAAUGGCUAAUACAUGCCUGAACACAUUGAAACUGCCACUGAUAGAUUCAUACCCUGUGUUUAAAACACAAAUGGACUUUGGCAUUCAGAAUUCUCCAGGGUUUGGCUGUUUCUAAGUCAUGUGACUAGAUAACCCCAGAGAUCAAACUUGUUUGGUUGUACCACUACAGAUGCAGAUUUGUACCCAUAUUUUUCUUUUCUUAUUUGUUAUAUGUUUUGAAUGAGAGAGGGGUGGGGACAUGGUGGUAUCAACGCCAAAAACAAUUUCAGUUUCAAGAGGUCACCCUGACUGUCAACAAGAGCUGCUCUUUAUUUUUUCUAUUCUUUUAGAAGACAACAUUGUAAAUUCAGUUAAUACUGUAAUCGUGCUUCUGAAUUUAAAUAUUACUCAAGGUACAGAUUUAUUUCCUUUAUGUUCUUAAAAUAGUUGCAUGACAAACAUUGAUUUCUUAAAUGUCACUAUUUUUACAUUGGUUUAAAAAGAAAGCUUUUGAAGGAGUAAUAUGUUCUAUAUACUCAUAGCGUAGGCAUAAACAUACAUUACUGUGCAAUACUUUUCUUUUUCAAAUGUUUGGGAAGGUAAUAUUUCUUGAUGUUCGCCCACUUUCUUCAGGUUAACAUUUAAGCAUUACAGUAGACAAGUGCUAAUGCAAAGAAACAGUGAAACUAGCCAAUAUUCAGCUUUUUCAGUUUUCUAAGCAGUUGUUGGUGAUUCACACUGAUUUAGAAUUGAGCAAUUUCUUUCAGCUUUAAGUAAAGUUCUGCAGCAGACUCCCAGUUGUGUGGUGUUUGUAAAUUAUGAUUCUCCAUAACCAUGUCCAUGUACUCCUGUAUAUUUGAGUUCCCACAAGGAGGUAAGCACAGCCUGGACUCAGGGAAAGCAUCCAGCUCAGCUUGAUGAAUGGGGAAUCCACAGUCCCUGGAGCCAUACCUGAGAAAAAUGAAAGACAAAAUAGUGUUGGUAUACAUUCAGGCAUUUAAAAUAAAGAAAAAAAACAAACAAACA